Sciurus carolinensis (gray squirrel) is the source of this 2890-nucleotide messenger RNA. It is a transcript of the gene Mapk14, whose product is annotated as mitogen-activated protein kinase 14. The record is from RefSeq and is a predicted model, not a curated record. Gene Ontology annotation, biological process: p38MAPK cascade; protein phosphorylation. Lineage: Eukaryota; Metazoa; Chordata; Mammalia; Rodentia; Sciuridae. Bases 433 to 1515 code for a protein of 360 amino acids. The transcript is spliced from 12 exons. Gene Ontology annotation, cellular component: nucleus; cytoplasm. Gene Ontology annotation, molecular function: ATP binding; MAP kinase activity.
GUUCGCUGAGUCCCGGGAGCUAUUCUCGCGAGAAUACGGCUGGAGGCUCCUGUUCGCUGGCUCUGGAACUGCGACCACUGGAGCUGAGCGGGCGCUGCAGCUGGAGCGGGUGACCAGCUGCUCAACUCGCCGUCGGCCUAGUCCGGGAGCUGGUGCAGCGAGACUGCGGCGGGCGCAGCUUUAAGCCUCAGAGCGUGCUCUUGCCCUUAGUCGGGCUUGCCCAGGUCUCUCAAGCGCAUCCAGCCGCUGCAGCUGACAGGGGCCGCGCGCGCGCGCGCGCGGGAGUCUGCGGGGUCUCGAAGCCACACCUGCGCGGGCGGCCAGCGCUGGGUCCCCGCCCGCUCGGGCGGGCAACUAGGGCCGGGAAGAGGGUGCGGGUGCAGGCGGAGGCCCAGCAGGGCCACCUCCUCGCCCCGCGGCUGCCGCUGGAAAAUGUCUCAGGAGAGGCCCACGUUCUACCGGCAGGAGCUGAACAAGACAAUCUGGGAGGUGCCUGAGCGUUAUCAGAACCUGUCCCCGGUGGGCUCCGGUGCCUAUGGCUCUGUGUGUGCUGCUUUUGACACAAAAACUGGGUUACGUGUGGCAGUGAAGAAGCUGUCCAGACCAUUUCAGUCCAUCAUUCAUGCCAAAAGGACCUACAGAGAGCUGCGGUUACUUAAACAUAUGAAACAUGAAAAUGUGAUUGGUUUGUUGGAUGUGUUUACACCUGCAAGAUCUCUGGAGGAAUUCAAUGAUGUGUAUCUGGUGACCCAUCUCAUGGGGGCAGAUCUGAACAACAUAGUGAAGUGUCAGAAACUUACGGAUGACCAUGUUCAGUUCCUUAUCUACCAAAUUCUCCGGGGUCUAAAGUAUAUACAUUCAGCUGACAUAAUUCACAGGGACCUAAAACCUAGUAAUCUAGCUGUGAACGAAGACUGUGAGCUGAAGAUUCUGGAUUUUGGACUUGCUCGACAUACUGAUGAUGAAAUGACAGGCUACGUGGCCACGAGGUGGUACAGGGCUCCUGAGAUCAUGUUGAACUGGAUGCAUUACAACCAGACAGUGGAUAUAUGGUCAGUGGGAUGCAUAAUGGCCGAGCUGUUGACUGGAAGAACGUUGUUUCCUGGUACAGACCAUAUUAACCAGCUUCAGCAGAUUAUGCGUCUGACGGGGACACCCCCUGCUUAUCUCAUUAACAGGAUGCCAAGCCAUGAGGCAAGAAACUAUAUUCAGUCUUUGACCCAGAUGCCGAAGAUGAACUUUGCAAAUGUAUUUAUUGGUGCCAAUCCCCUGGCUGUCGACUUGCUGGAGAAGAUGCUUGUAUUGGACUCAGAUAAGAGAAUCACCGCAGCCCAAGCCCUUGCACAUGCCUACUUUGCUCAGUAUCAUGAUCCUGAUGAUGAACCAGUGGCCGAUCCUUACGAUCAGUCCUUUGAAAGCAGGGACCUCCUUAUAGAUGAGUGGAAAAGCCUGACCUAUGAUGAAGUCAUCAGCUUUGUGCCACCACCCCUUGACCAAGAAGAGAUGGAGUCCUGAGCGCCUGGUUUCUGUUCUGUUGAUCCCACUUCACUGUGAGGGGAAGGCCUUUUCAUGGGAACUCUCCAAAUAUCAUUCAAGUGCCUCUUGUUGCAAAGAUUUCCUCCAUAGUGGAAGGGGUGCGUGUAUGCGUGCGCAGUGUGCAUGUGUGUGUGUUAAUGUGUGUGCAUGUGUGUGUCUGUCUUUGUGGAAGAGUAAGAGCAUAAUAUGAGCAAACUAUGAUCACAGUGACUUUAUGUGGAGUUGUGGAUACUCCAUGGCAGCCUCUGCCUGCUUUAUCUGAAAGUUGGCUCAGGUAGAUAAGGGCUGCCAUCUUAUUAAGGAUAUGUUAAAUACAAGAAAAAAAAUUUAAAUGUCCCUAUUCUGGUCAUGCUUUUGCCACUUCGGCCUCUCCUGUGGCCCCACCUUGAUGGUAGGGAGUAGACUUGGUCACACACCACAGUGGCACAGAAAGAAGGCUCGCACCUUCUGGCUACUUCAGGUCUGAAGCAGGCCAGCGACGCAGACAGUCGAAAGGACCAACUGGCUGCUGUGCACUAGCCUGUGAGCAUCUUGCUUAUUAUGGGUCUCAGAACUUGACAGAAUAUGUCUGAAACUGUAAAUAUGUUUGUGCCUUAAGAGGAGAGAAGAUGGUAUAGUUCGUUAAAAGACCGCAACUGCUGAAGUUCUGAGCCAGCCAAGUAGACAGGGCUGUUGGACAGCUACUUGUGAGCCCGAAGCAGCCAGGCAGCCUUCCGAGGCAGCCAUGUGUGCGCAUGCAUAUAUGUGCUUUUCUUUCUCCCUCACCCCCAGGUGUUGUUGCCAUUUCUCUGCUCACCCCUCACCUUUGGUGCAGAGGUCUCUUGAGUAUUGGCCCCAGUAGUCAGAUGCAAGUUCCCGCUCUCAGUGUGCUUCCUGUGUGCUCUUGAUUUCUAGCAGAAUGAGGAUGUGUCUUGCACGUCUUGCUGUUAGAGCAUGCACAGCUGCUCAUCCCUGUCUCUUCAGGAGGCCCUGUGAAGAUCUGUGUGGGUAGUGAAGCCCUGCGUCACCUUAGCUGAUAUUACAGAAGUGACUUCAUCCUCUAUUCAGCCCCCAGCGCUAUUUUGUGAUGAACACAAUUGAUACUCCAGGUGCUCUUGAUGUAAAAACCGUGGAAAAAAUGGAAUAGAUGGAUGUAUAGCAUUUUCAUUCUUGCCAUCUGGUUUUCAACAAACUUUUUGGGGAACUGUCAUGGAAAAGAUCAGGGUUUUUCCCAGGAAUAUCCCAAACUUUGGAAAACAAGUUGUCCUCUUCACUCCCAAUAGCCAGUGCUAAGACAUGAUGAAAAUCAAAGUGAAAAAUAAAAGCUCGUGAGGCCAGAAACUCCUUUUGCUAUCUUUCUCUAAAUGAUUAUUUU